Melospiza georgiana is the source of this 393-nucleotide messenger RNA. RefSeq names its product feather keratin 1-like. The record is from RefSeq and is a predicted model, not a curated record. Gene Ontology annotation, molecular function: structural constituent of cytoskeleton. Lineage: Eukaryota; Metazoa; Chordata; Aves; Passeriformes; Passerellidae. Bases 1 to 393 code for a protein of 130 amino acids. The transcript is spliced from 3 exons. Gene Ontology annotation, cellular component: intermediate filament.
AUGGCUUGGGGCUGCAGGUGCACCUUCAUCCACUCCUCUCCUGCACACAGUCUCCUUGGGAACAAGGUGCACCUGCAGCCCCAAGCCAUGUCCUGCUACCCCCGGUGCCAGCCCUGCCAGCCCUGUGGGCCCACCCCGCUGGGCAGCAGCUGCAAUGAGCCCUGUGUCAGGCAGUGCCAGGACUCCACCGUCUUCAUCCAGCCCUCGCCCGUGGUGGUGACCCUGCCCGGGCCCAUCCUCAGCUCCUUCCCCCAGAACACCGCCGUGGGAUCCUCCAGCUCUGCUGCUGUUGGCAGCAUCCUCAGCUCUCAGGGAGUGCCCAUCAGCUCUGGGGGCUUUGGCCUCUCUGGCCUGGGCAGUGGCAUCUGUGGCAGGAGGUCCUUCCCCUGCUGA